This is a messenger RNA of Chondrus crispus (carragheen), 1339 nucleotides long. Its product is annotated as Ascorbate Peroxidase, APX2. The transcript is spliced from 2 exons. The record is from RefSeq and is a predicted model, not a curated record. Gene Ontology annotation, molecular function: peroxidase activity; heme binding. Gene Ontology annotation, biological process: response to reactive oxygen species; hydrogen peroxide catabolic process; cellular response to oxidative stress. The coding region runs from base 1 to 894 and encodes 297 amino acids. Lineage: Eukaryota; Rhodophyta; Florideophyceae; Gigartinales; Gigartinaceae.
AUGAACGCUUUCGUCGCCCCGAUCGCCGUCCUGCAUGCCGAGUCGUUGUGCACCCCGUCCACGGCCCUCCGCCGCACCACCUUUGUCACCCCCGCUCGGACCCAAUCUCGUCUCCCCACAGUCUUUCUCCCUGCGCGACGCACACCUCCCACCGCUUCCUUGGAAUCUGACGUGCGGACCGCCCUGAACAAGCUCUACGACACCACGCCCUGCAUGCCCAUCAUGGUCCGUUUGGCCUGGCACGACGCCGGCACCUACAAAGUCGCCGACGGCACAGGCGGCGCCAAUGCCUCCAUCCGCUACCUCCCUGAGAAGGGCCACGCCGCCAACAACGGUCUCAACAUCGCCAUGGAUCUGCUCGAGCCCAUCAAGGCCCAGUUCCCGGCCAUUUCGUAUGCAGAUCUCUAUCAGCUCGCCUCCGUCGUCGGGAUAGAGCACUCUGGCGGUCCGAAAGUCCCGUUCCGCAUGGGCCGCACCGACGCCGGAGAGGCCGACACCACAGAGGACGGCCGCCUCCCAGACGCGGACAAGCGCAUGGGCCAUCUGCGUGAAGUCUUCUAUAGAAUGGGCUUGAACGACACAGAGAUUACCGUGCUUAGUGGCGCGCACACCCUGGGCCGCGCGCAUCAGGACCGAUCUGGCUUUGAUGGGCCGUGGACAAAGGUACCUGUCGUCUUUGAUAACUCGUACUUCGUCGAGAUUCUUAAAGACGAACCGGACCCGGACCUGCUGCGUUUGUCUUCCGAUCUUGCGCUUCUAGAUAUCCCAGAGACAAAGGCGCUUUGUGAAAAGUACGCGAACGAUCAAAAAGCCUUUUUCGACGAUUACAUCCUAGCCCACCAGAAACUGAGUGAACUGGGAUGCUUCUCUACUUCAAAUAUUUCCUCGUCCUAAUGGUUGCGAUGCUUUUAGUGUAAAGCUAUGUGCAAAAUGGGUUGAAUCCUAAUGUUUUCCGAGUUUGUGCCGGGAUACAGUCUUUCUGACCUGCCACAUACAACUCUCGAUCCUACAUAACAUAAGCAUACCAUUGAGUCUAGAAGAAGAGACUGUUGUUCAUCCGUUUGCCGUUCAUAAGGCAUUGCGAGCCGAGGGCGACCAGAUCUCGUGAGUUUCGGGUGGAUGUUCAGGAGCUAUUGCAUUUCUCAAACUUGGCUCUGCUGAGUGCGUCUUCCUUCAAACUCGCGCUUCGGUUUAUUAUUUUUUUUUUUUGAGAGUCCCUGUCGAGUCUAGAUUAUCGCUCAAGCCUGCGUGUUUGUGCCUUCGAAUUAAAGAUAUGUCGGUCCUCGAUGAUUUGUUUGAAGCAGAGUCUAUACACGACACGAAAUUCGGUUUUUUGAAA